Messenger RNA from Danio aesculapii, 3023 nucleotides. RefSeq lists its product as uncharacterized. NCBI's taxonomy places the organism in Eukaryota, Metazoa, Chordata, Actinopteri, Cypriniformes, Danionidae. The record is from RefSeq and is a predicted model, not a curated record. The coding region runs from base 258 to 1448 and encodes 396 amino acids. The transcript is spliced from 9 exons.
UCGGUGUUCGUCUAUGUCUGUCUGUGGGUCUUAUCAGUGUACUGUGCUGUUAGGGUUAGGGUUAUAUUAAGGUUAUAUUCUGCUUUAUCUCAGUAAACUGCAGAGUUUAGCGUGAACACGCAUGUAACGCGCUUUUACAACACAUCACGUGACGCGCCGAUGUUUGUUGUUAUGUAUACCGCAGAGCACUUCCGGUGGGGUUUUGUAACAGUGAGCGCGCGGUUCUGCCGGUCCAGUAGAGCUGACCCGCUCCGACAAUGUCCAGUGUGUGUAUGUCAGUGCGCGAGGCGCUGUGGGGUGUGUGUGUGGCUGAUGCGCUGUCGAUGCCCGUACACUGGUACUACAACACUGCAGACAUCAGGAGAGACUUCAGCGGCUGGAUCCAGAGCUACAGGACACCACGACACACACACCCGUCCAGCAUCCUGAGCCUCUCUAACACAGCGGGCAGCGGGCGGACUGCAGGAUCUGCUGCUGGAGUGUCAGUGGUGGGAAACGUGAUUCUGCAUGAUAAGCUGAAGUUCUGGACGGCGCCGCGAGGAUCAGUGCACUACCACCACGAUCUGCCCGCGGGUGCGAACACUCUGAAUGUUCUGUGUGCUGUGCGCGCGGCGCGUGUGCUGUCCUCCGUCAGGUGUGUGUAUGAUGCGUCUGCGCGCGCUGCUGUUCUGCAGGAUUAUGUGCAGUUCAUGACGACGCCUGGAUCACACAGAGACACGUACGCUGAGUCCUUCCACAGGGGCUUCUUCUGUGACUGGCAGCAGCACAGGCCCACAGCGGCCGCACAGGUCCUGGAGUUUGCCGAGCGGCGCUCCACACGCAUGCUAACAGCAGCCCGCGCGGAUGAUCAGCUCAACGCCAUCGGCUGCCUCCCAAUGGCCAUUCCCUUCAUCCUGCUGUCUGCCACAGCCAAUGAGGAUGAAGCAGUGUCUGCGGCGGUGGAGUUUGUGAAGCUCACUCACCCUCACCCUGCGCUGGAGCCACUGGUGUGUGUGUACGCGCGCGCUCUCCACGCAACACUGAAUGGAGCGUGUGUGAAGCAGCAGGCGGAGGCGGCGCUCAGGUCACCUGUGCUGAACACCUGGAACACCUGUCAGACCUUCAUACGGGAGGCGGAGCGGUGUGGAGCGUCAGCAGAGGAGCGUCUGCAGGUUCAUCAGCGAGCGGUGGAGACUCUGGGCCUCGCCUGCUACACACCAGGAGCGUUCAGCAGCCUCUUCUAUCUGGCCUACAGUUUUCAUGAUGAUGUGGCGGAGGGAAUCCUGACCAACACUAACUGUGGAGGGGAGAACUGUAACCGUGGAGCAGCAUUAGGGGCUCUUCUGGGUGCGCGGGCGGCUCACAUCGGCUCCUCCGUCCCUCAGCACUGGAAGAACGGCCUGCUGGACACACAACAACACAUGAUUAAUGACAUCCUGCGCCAUCUCAACACACACACUCCUGUCUGACACACUUCUCAUAUCUGUGUGUGUGUGUGUGUGUGUGUGUGUGUGUGAGAGUGUGUCAAUGUCUGAAUGUAGUGUGUAUGUGUUAAUGUAUGUGUCUGAGCGUGUGACAGUGUGUAUGUCUGAAUGUAUAGCGUGUGACAGUGUGUAUAUCAGUGUAUGAAUAUGUGUGUGAGUAUAAGAGUGUGUGUGUGUGUGUGCGCUACAGGAAGUUCUGCCCACACGUGUGGUUUCCCGCCUGCUCUGUGUUGGAGUUUCUCCUCUUCUGUGUUUCUGUGACCCACUUGACGUCAGUGUGUGUGUGUGUGUGUUUGUGUCAGAGCGCGCAGAAGCAGGAUUUUAAUCUCCACACACCAGACACACUGUAAACACAUCUGCACACACUGUAGAAAUAUCCGUACUCCAGCAGUUAUUGUUUUUCAUGACUGAUGUUUAUAUUUCCCUUCAUUAUUAUUAAUAUUAAUAUUUAAUUCAGCUCAUGUGUUAUAGUCUGCAGUGCUGUAUAGUGUGUGUUACGCUACAAACACCUUGUAAUAAUCUGCAUGUUCUGCUCUUUUACAGACUUAUUCCUCCAGAUAUUAUACAUUAUAUUAUUUUAAUCCUCUAAAAUGUCAGUAAAAGUCUCUUUAUUAAACUGUAGAGCUGAAUUUACAACAUCAGAAGAGGACAGAGCAGAGAUCAACAUCCCAUAAUGCAGUUCACCACCGCUAAUACACACUAAACACACACACUGCUCAUUAACAGGGAGCUUUACAGUGUGUGUGUGUGUGUGUGUGUGUGUGUGUUUAUUUGCACUGCACUUGAUCUGUAACUGAUCUGUUGUAUAUCUGUGUGCAGAUGCUGCUGUAGUGAGAUGUAGUUCCUGAUUAUUUGCACGUCUGCUGUUCAGGCUGUUGUGUUGUGUAUAAUGAGCUGAGGUAUUGUGGUUCUUUGAUUUGUCUUUCUGUGCAUCAUUAAAUGCAUCUGUAAUCCUUCAUUCACAGUAAAUACUGCACUGCUUUAAUUAUCUCUGAGCGUGCGGCUCGUCCACAGGAAUCAGCAUUGACAACACAACAGACUCGAGUCGUUAUUCUGAUUAACUACUGCAUAUGCAGACGCUGCUGUAGAUGAUACUCUAUCAUGAUUAUUAGCACUAUUAUUGAUUAAUCUGUUGUGUUGUACAUUAAUAAUCUGAAGGCUGUCAGUCUUUGAUUUCUGUGUUUUUAUUGCAUUAUUUAAUUGUAGUUUACUGCACUGAUAUUUAUUCCUCUUUUUAUUAGUGUGGUUUAUUAUAAUAUGCAUGCAGAUGUGACUAUAGCGGAUCUUUUGUUCCUGAUAUUUGCACUUCUACAGUUCAUUAUUGUGUUGUAAAUGAAUGAGUGUUUGAGUUUUCAUUAAACACACAGAUGUACUCCUGCAUUUAUAGUGAACAUCUGCCUUAUAAACAGCCUUCAGCAUAUCCAACACAACAGUCUCACUUUAUUUCACUUAAUGCACAUUACAGUCUGCUACUGAGUGAUCUUUUGUCCAGGAUUAUCUGUUGUGCUGUAAAUAAAUGUCUGAUUGGUGUUUGCAUCAUUAAAUGGGCUGGUAAUUUAA